CAUACGGUGAGCCUAUUACCAUUUUUCGGAAACAUCCAAGACCCGAUACAGCGAAUCGAACCUGGGACCUUUGGCGCUUUAGUCAGUGAACUAACCGCUGCACCAUUGUAACAAAACAACUAUAAUAAUAAAACCAGAUGGGUGUUUAAUUAGCGGGUUAGGGAACGUGUUGAUCUAAACUAACGGUUGUAUCGAGAGGGGUUGGUUGGUAAAUUAAUAUAAAAUAGGUUCUUACUUCAUUUAAGUAUCAAUCUAUUCUGGAAUGAGUAUUAUUUAUGUACUAUUUAAUAUAUUUUUUAUAACUAUACAGCAAUAUUACAUAAGCUCACGCGUUUCAUUACUCUAGAGGGGUAGGCAACUAAGAAGAUUUAACUGUUUGUCAAUUUAUGAGAUUCAAUCAUCUUUCGUGGUUAGGACCGGAGGGUUACUUUUUUCAUCAAAACCAUACUUUGUACGUGCUUAAAAUUUAGAUGCGAACGUAUGAUACCUACAGCAGCCAUGAGUGGUCCAUUAAGCAUUCCAAAUAGAGUAAAUUCUAUACUGGUUUGACUAAAUUACCAAAUUAUGAAAUGAGGUGACACGUGUAUAAUUUUAUUAUUCCCCCACCACUAGGUAAGAAUAAACGCUAGCAGAACCUAAAGCAAUAAAGUUCAAUAUAGUGUGAUUUUCUUUUUUGCACACGCAUCAGUUUGCAUUGUUAUAAAACAGUAAUUUACGCAAUCAUAGCGUUCAUUUCUGCCUGCGCGCUUCAAUCAAGCAUCCAUCCUGUUGCACCGUGUGUCGCUACCAUACCCCGCCCCGCACCGCACCGCGCCCCCGCAGACCCCCGUGCCGUACCACUGCCGCCGCCGCCGCCGCCGCCCACCGCCCGCUGCCUCCGCGCCUAGCCAGCCUAUAGUGCCGCCUGCAUCAACUCAAGCAAACAAGCUCUAUCUUUGUAAAAUGUCUGAUUCUGAGUGCGAAUCAUUUGUUGCGCAAGACGCCGCCACCGCCGCAGCGAAGAAGAAGCCAGCAGCGAGCAAGAGGAAGUCGAGCGCAAGUGCAGCGAGUACCUCAAGCAGUACCAACAAGUCCCAGAAAAAAAAGAAAACUGUGGAUGUGUUCGGACUCUGCAACGAGGACGAAUACAACGAAUGCGUGUUGCAGUCGAAGACUCUACCAUCAUUCGUUGUGAAUCGCGUGGCCAACGGUAACCAGCGGCGGGUUGGCAGCACAUCCGGCGAAUUCUAUGCGGAGCUGAAGGUCUACGCGCGCCACGACGCUGAGGAAGCUCCCAAGGACAUCCGCUGGACAAAGGCCUUGCUCCGACUAAACUGCUACCUUGAAGAGGGCUCACCGCAGUGGAAGCUGUUGCAUCGCUUCGUGAAAGAGGCCGGUACACUCUUCGAGGACUGUGUACCGUCAUUUUAUAACCCCGACUUGGUUAAAAUUAAACAGGCCGACUGAGGCAAUUUUACUAUA
Messenger RNA from Plutella xylostella (diamondback moth), 1461 nucleotides. The record is from RefSeq and is a predicted model, not a curated record. NCBI's taxonomy places the organism in Eukaryota, Metazoa, Arthropoda, Insecta, Lepidoptera, Plutellidae.